AAAAGUUACACGAUUUUCAUGCUAAACAAGAAUUUAGGCUUUGCAAAUGAAAGAAUUAAACUACACUGAAUUGUUUAAAAUUAAUUAUACAAAUAAUUUUUUUUAAUUAAAACGUUAAAAGUAUAGAGUAUAAUUUAUUUGGGUUUUGUAAAUGUAUUCACAUUUACUUUGUUACCCAUUAGUGUGUUAUUAAGGUGAGCACUAGGUUUAAUCAAAAUUUAUUAUAAUUAAAAUGUUGACCAAAUUUGAAACAAAAUCUGCCCGUAUUAAGGGCCUAACGUUUCAUCCAAAAAGACCAUGGAUUUUGGCUAGUCUUCAUACUGGAGUUAUUCAACUCUGGGAUUAUCGAAUGUGUACAUUAUUAGACAAAUUUGAUGAACAUGAUGGACCAGUUCGAGGUAUCCAUUUUCAUAGUCAACAACCUAUUUUUGUUUCUGGAGGUGAUGAUUAUAAAAUCAAAGUUUGGAACUAUACUCAGCGUCGAUGCAUAUUCACACUUCUUGGUCAUUUGGAUUAUAUUCGUUCUACAAUGUUCCAUCAUGAAUACCCGUGGAUAUUAAGUGCUUCUGAUGAUCAAACUAUAAGAAUUUGGAAUUGGCAAAGUCGAGCUUGUAUUUGUGUUUUAACAGGUCAUAAUCAUUACGUAAUGUGUGCACAAUUUCAUCCAUCUGAAGAUUUAGUAGUGUCCGCAUCACUUGAUCAAACGGUUCGUGUAUGGGAUAUAUCUGGGUUACGGAAGAAAAAUGUUGCCCCAGGACCAGGAGGACUUGAUGAUCACUUAAAAAACCCCAAUGCAACUGAUUUAUUUGGUCAAGCUGAUGCUGUUGUAAAACAUGUACUCGAAGGACACGAUCGAGGUGUCAACUGGUGUACAUUUCAUCCUACUAUGCCUCUUAUAGUUUCUGGUGCUGAUGAUCGUCAAGUUAAAUUAUGGAGAAUGAAUGAUUCCAAAGCUUGGGAAGUAGAUACAUGUCGUGGUCAUUAUAAUAAUGUUUCAUGUGUUGUUUUUCAUCCAAAACAAGAAUUAAUCUUAUCUAACUCUGAAGAUAAAAGUAUUCGUAUCUGGGAUUUAACCAAACGAACAUGUUUAAAUACAUUUAGACGUGAAAAUGAACGAUUUUGGAUCCUUGCUGCACAUCCAACAUCUAAUUUGUUUGCAGCAGGACAUGAUUCUGGUAUGGUUAUUUUUAAACUAGAACGGGAAAGACCUGCUUUCACACAGUUUGGAAAUUACUUAUAUUAUGUUAAGGAACGAUUCUUACAUCGUCUUGAUUUUACAACUCAUAAAGUUAAUACAGUGAUGCAAUUAAGAGGUGGAGGAAGAACUUUAGCUUACAGUAUUAGUUAUAAUCCAGCAGAAAAUGCAUUGCUAGUAGUUACAAGAAAUUCUAAUGUUGAAAAUAGUACAUAUGAUUUGUAUCAGCUACCUAAGGAAUCUUCAGAUAGUGGUGUUAUUGAAUCACCUGAUAGUAAGAGAUCUAGUGGUGUAAUGGCAGUAUGGAUUGCUAGAAAUAGAUUUGCUGUUUUAGAUAAGACGCACAUGCUUCAAGUAAAAAAUUUGAAAAAUGAAAUGUCUAAAAAGAAUAUAGGUCCUAAUAAUGUAGAUGAAAUUUUCUAUGCUGGUACAGGUUUAUUGUUAUUAAGAGAUCCUGAAAACUUAACCUUAUUUGAUGUAACACAAAAAAGAGUUUUGGCUCAAUCAAAAAUAGCUAAAUGCCGAUAUGUUAUUUGGUCUAAUGAUGGAUCAUUGCUUGCUGUUUUAUGUAAACAUAAUAUUUACAUAUGUAGCAGAAAACUAGAAAUUCUUUGUACAAUUCAUGAAAACUCUAAAAUUAAAUCUGGUGCUUGGGAUGAUUGUGGUGUAUUCAUAUAUACGACUAGUAAUCAUAUAAAAUAUGCUUUACCUGAUGGUGGAGAUUAUGGAAUAAUUCGAACAUUAGAUUUACCAAUUUAUAUUACUAAAGUUAAUGGCAAUCAAGUAUUCUGUUUGGAUAGAGAAUGUCGACCAAGAGUUUUAAAUAUUGAUACUACUGAGUAUAAAUUUAAAUUAGCAUUGAUUAAACGAAAAUAUGAGGAAGUAUUACAUAUUGUUAGAAAUGAUAGGUUAAUUGGUCAAUCAAUCAUUGCUUACUUACAACAAAAAGGAUACCCUGAAGUUGCAUUGCAUUUUGUUAAGGAUAAUAAGACUAGAUUUUCUUUAGCACUUGAAUGUGGAAACAUUGAUAUUGCUUUAGAAGCAGCUAGAACAUUGGAUGACAAACAGUGUUGGGAACAAUUGGGUCAAGCUGCCUUACUUCAAGGUAAUCACCAAAUAGUAGAAAUGUGUUAUCAAAGAACAAAAAAUUUUGAUAAGUUAUCAUUUUUAUAUUUAAUCACUGGUAAUUUGGAUAAAUUAAGAAAAAUGAUGAAAAUUGCUGAGAUACGUAAAGAUGUUUCUGGUCAUUAUCAAGGUGCUCUUCUGCUAGGUGACUGUCAAGAGAGAAUUAAAAUAUUGAAUGAUCUUGGUCAUAAGUCGCUUGCUUACUUGACUGCUGAAACUCAUGGAUUACAUGUUCAAGCUGAAUCUAUAAAAGAAGGUUAUGAAGGGAAUUUACCAAAGGUAAAUCCCAAUGCAGUUUUAUUAAGACCCCCUGUGCCAGUUAGCCAAGCUGAAUCUAAUUGGCCAUUAUUAACUGUAUCCAAAGGUUUCUUUGAAGGUGCAAUUUUAUCUGCUGGUAAGUCAUCUGGACUUAUUGAAACUCCUAUUGGUGAUGAAAUUGAAGAAGAAGGUUGGGGAGCUGAAGCUGAUUUGGGGCUAGAAGGACGUAUGUCACCUACACAUUCUGAAACUGAAGAUGAAAUUGCAGCUGUUGUGGAAGGCGAAGAAGGAUGGGAUGUUGGUGAUGAAGAAUUAGAACUACCACCCGAGGUUGCUAUUUUGAAACAAGAUUCUGACUAUUUUGUUGCUCCUAAAGAAGGACCAAAUCCAGCAUAUGUAUGGUCUAAUAAUAGUCAAUUACCCAUUGAUUACAUAAAGUCAGGUAACUUCGAAACUGCUUUUAAGUUACUUAAUCAACAGAUAGGAAUUACUAAUUUCUUACCUCUCAAAAGCUUGAUUAUGGACACAUACCUCAAGUCUCGCUGUUCUUACUCACCAUUACCAUCUCAUCCUUCACUUUUUGUGUAUCCCCAUAGAAACUGGAAAGACUCAAAUAAUAAACCAGUUUUAGAUAUAAAAUUAGAUCAAUUACUUGCAGAACUACAAACCUGUUAUCAAUUAACUACUGCAGGUAAAUUCCCAGAAACCAUAGCCAAAUUUCGAACUAUUUUACUGUCUAUCCCAUUAUUGUGUGUGGAUACUAAACAAGAAUUAGCAGAAGUUACACAAUUAAUACAUAUUUGUAAAGAAUAUUUGAUAGGUUUAAUAAUGGAAACUGCACGUAAAGAACAUCCUAAAACUACUGCUGAGGAUCAAAAAAGAGUGGCAGAAAUGGCUGCAUAUUUUACACAUUGUGAUUUACAAGUAUCUCAUAAAGUAUUAACCUUACGAACAGCUAUUAAUAUAUUUUAUAAAAUUGGAAAUUUAAAUACAGCAUCAUCGUUUGCUAAAAGAUUAUUGGAAUUAGGUCCUCGUAAUGAAGUUGCUCAACAAGCAAGAAAAAUGGUACAAGCAUGUGAUUUAAAUCCUGUCGAUAAAUUACAAAUUGCAUAUGACCAACAUAAUCCAUUCUCAAUAUGUGCAUAUUCUUUUUUGCCAAUCUACAAGGGUAAAGAAGAAUUGAAAUGUCCAUUUUGUUCUGCAUCAUACCAACCUAUACAUAAGGGUAAAGUUUGCAAUAUAUGUCAAACAGGAUCUAUAGGAAAAGAGGGUACUGGACUAAAAAUAACUGCAACUCAUUACCGUUGAAUAUUUAUCAAUAUUUGCUUAGUUUCUUUUCAAUUCUUGUUUAUAAAUUAUUAUAUACUUAUAUAUGUUUAUGAUAUUAUUAAAUAUGUUUUUUUUUUUUU
Daktulosphaira vitifoliae (grape phylloxera) is the source of this 3987-nucleotide messenger RNA. RefSeq names its product coatomer subunit alpha (gene alphaCOP). Gene Ontology annotation, molecular function: protein binding; structural molecule activity. NCBI's taxonomy places the organism in Eukaryota, Metazoa, Arthropoda, Insecta, Hemiptera, Phylloxeridae. Gene Ontology annotation, cellular component: COPI vesicle coat. The transcript has 3 exons. The record is from RefSeq and is a predicted model, not a curated record. Bases 233 to 3886 code for a protein of 1217 amino acids. Gene Ontology annotation, biological process: intracellular protein transport; intra-Golgi vesicle-mediated transport; retrograde vesicle-mediated transport, Golgi to endoplasmic reticulum.